This is a messenger RNA of Clupea harengus (Atlantic herring), 1438 nucleotides long. It is a transcript of the gene cldnk, whose product is annotated as claudin k. The record is from RefSeq and is a predicted model, not a curated record. NCBI's taxonomy places the organism in Eukaryota, Metazoa, Chordata, Actinopteri, Clupeiformes, Clupeidae. Gene Ontology annotation, molecular function: structural molecule activity. Gene Ontology annotation, cellular component: membrane; bicellular tight junction.
CACAUUCACGCAUUCACACACGCUGACACGGGCGCGCUCACAAGCGCGUGCUUCUGCCCACUGCCCCUCACACAGACCCUUCACUGGCACCCUGGAGGGCAGACCCUCGCUCCAGUGCUGUCCUCACCUCCCAAGCAGCCACCAGCAGCAAGAAGAAGCACACCUCAGCAUCCAGACUCCACCACCUGCGUGUGAAGGUUACCUGUGAACCGCCCUGAAGCUUGGUGUUUAGGUACACAGCAUCUCAUUUGGCUGUACCAAAUUGUUGGCGGUUGAUGCAGCAACACAAACAGGGUCAAGGACUAACGCAGGAAGACUUGGGAGAGCAACAAACAUCGGACUCCACUCCAUUGGCCCCAUUCUGACAGUCCUUCUCAGCAUCUGUGUGGGUAAGGAGAGGAACAGGGAGAGAGAAAAAAAGAAGGCAUCAUUUUCUGACGCCAGCCUGAAAGUGCUGAAGGUUUUAUCCCAUCACACAUAUUUUGUAUGGACUAUUAACUUGCCCUCAGAGACAAAACAAAGUUGCUAGCCACUAACAUCUUUCCAACAUCAUGGCAACUACGGGCAUGCAGCUUCUGGGCCUAGUCCUGUCCAUCAUCGGCUGGGUCGGCGGCUUCCUGGUGUGCACACUUCCAAUGUGGCGGGUCACCGCCUUCAUCGGCAACAACAUCGUGACGGCGCAGAUCACGUGGGAGGGCCUGUGGAUGAAUUGCAUUGUGCAAAGCACAGGCGAGAUCCAGUGCAAGGUGUACGACAGCCUGCUGGCCUUGCCCAGCGACAUGCAGGCGGCCCGCGGCUUCACCGUGCUCUCCGUGCUCCUGUGCUGCCUGGGUAUCACCCUGGGCGUGCUGGGCAUCAAGUGCACCAAGUGCGUGGGUCACCCAAGCCUGGAGGCACGCCUGGCCCGUAUCUCCGGCGCACUCUUCGUCAUCGCGGGGUUCCUCUACAUUGUGCCCGUCUGCUGGGCCGCCCACUCCAUCAUCAGGGAUUUCUACGACCCAUACGUGGCCGCCCCACACAAGCGUGAGCUGGGCCCCGCUCUCUACCUGGGCUGGGGGGCCUCGGCCCUGAUGCUCAUCGGGGGCUCACUGCUCUAUGCUGGCUCCAGCCCCCCGGGGAUUCCUUCCUCACCCACCUUCAGUAGCGGUGACAGUAGCCCCCGCCGGGGAGGGGGGGCCGGGCAGGUCAAAGGUUACGUCUAACCCCGACGAACAGCACCUCUCACCCCAGGGAUCCUCUCUAUUAGUAUUCCCAAUUGUAAUAGAUUGAAUUUUAAUGUUCCUGUAUGAUAUUUUGUAUCAUGAUCACGGCCUUGGUUACAGUCCAAUGGAGGUUGUGAAGAGAAAUGUGAAAUCAUGUAAUUAUUCCACCUCUUAUGUCCUCCUAUAACCUUGUCUAUGUGUGUGUAUAAAACAAUAAAGUCCUCUGUCCUUCAAAA